This is a messenger RNA of Chrysochloris asiatica (Cape golden mole), 447 nucleotides long. RefSeq names its product hemoglobin subunit gamma-like. Gene Ontology annotation, molecular function: peroxidase activity; hemoglobin alpha binding; oxygen carrier activity. The record is from RefSeq and is a predicted model, not a curated record. Gene Ontology annotation, biological process: hydrogen peroxide catabolic process; oxygen transport. Gene Ontology annotation, cellular component: haptoglobin-hemoglobin complex; blood microparticle; hemoglobin complex. NCBI's taxonomy places the organism in Eukaryota, Metazoa, Chordata, Mammalia, Afrosoricida, Chrysochloridae. The transcript is spliced from 3 exons. Bases 4 to 447 code for a protein of 147 amino acids.
ACCAUGGUGAAUUUUACUGCUGAAGAGAAGGCUGUUAUCACAAGCCUGUGGGGCAAGAUGGAUGUGGAACAGGCUGGAGGCGAGGCACUAGGAAGGCUCCUGGUUGUCUAUCCUUGGACCCAGAGGUUCUUUGACAGCUUUGGCAACCUAUCUUCUGCCUCUGCCAUCAUGGGCAAUCCCAAGGUCAAGGCCCAUGGCAAGAAGGUGCUGAACUCUUUAGGAGAUGCUGUUAAGAACCUGGACAACCUCAAGGGCACCUUUGCCGAACUGAGUGAACUGCACUGUGACAAGCUGCACGUAGAUCCUGAGAACUUCCGGCUACUGGGAAAUGUGCUAAUGAUUGUUUUGUCAAACCACUUUGGCAAAGAAUUCACACCCCAAAUGCAGGCUGCCUGGCAGAAGUUGAUGACUGGUAUGGCCAAUGCCCUGGCUUCCAAGUAUCACUGA